AUGCCUAGUUGGCCGACUAAACUCUUUGCCCCUUCCGCCUCAUCAUCCCACACCCAACCGGAACGAACUACGACACCACCUAGAUUAUAUUCCAUAUUCCCACAGUUGGACGAAUCCGCGCCGACGUUAUACGGCCACCAGAGAUCGAAAAGUCAUGUGCCGCCUGGGAGUACCGGUGGUAGUGGUGGGGGUUUAACAAGUGGGAGCGGAAGCGGUGGUGGGAAAAAUAUACCGCAGGGAGGGGAUAAAGUUGACAUUACACCUUUUGGGGCGGUUAGAAGGGUGGGCAAUGGAUCGGUGCCUGAGAUGAAAGUUGGGCCGUGUAUGACUUGUGCUUCGACCGUGCGCUGGCCUACACAUUUGACGGUGUUUAGGUGUACGGUGUGUUUAGGAAUUAAUGAUCUCGUACCGUUUCAAAAGACGGUGAAGACCGAUGAGAAGGGCAAGGGGAAACAGAAUACAACACCGGCUCCUCCUCCACCGCCAAUUACUGUGGAACGGACUCAAGCGAUUAUUACUAAUUGUAUUGAGUCAUUCCUGAGAGCUAGGAAAGCAAUGGUGGAAGGGAAGACGCCCCGUGGCACUCCAACUUCUUCGGUCGCCUCGAACGGGCCUAGGAAGAUACCAAGGCCUAGCGGGAAUACGCACUUGAUGACACCGGCGCCUUAUCCAGCGUUUGAAGACGGAAGGCUGGAUCACAAUCGUCGACCUAGCGAUGUCGGUAAUGCGCCGAGCCAUCUAAGACAAUUGUCUGUUAGCGUCCCAGAGAGACCUGGAGCGCCUGGUAUGAAGAGGAGUGUUAGUUCUGAGGCGUCGCCGGGUGCUAUAUCUCCAAAGAAGCCGGAAAUGGCAUAUUCUCCUAGACGGCUGGAGCAGCGAGCACUGACCGAAAGGAUUUUUCGCCCGUUGGAGGAGUAUAUUGUACGUUCUUUCUCUAGUUGGGUGACUGUCGAGACGUCUUUUCUUAAAGUGGGACCGGAUGAACUUGCGGAUACAUCAAAGCUUUCUGGAUCGCCGGAUAAGAGUUCCUCGACGAUGGAUAGGGCGAUGCGGAGACAACGAGAGAGGUUGCGGUUGCAGAGUCCUUGGAUCGAUUGGAAACAGGUGGCGGAUUUCUAUGAAGCGAUAUCUACGGCUGGCGAUCAUAUCGCUGCUGAAAUGUUUCAUUUGGAAGAGGCUAGUUCGAGGAACCUUCGUGAUGAGGAGAACGGAGGGAACAAACGACCUUUCACACGGGAGGAGGCGGAGGAAUUGGAGUCAGAUAUCGAUGAAGCUAGGGAUCACCUCGAGCGAGUGCUCCUCAAGGCGGUAGAGCAUCUUUUGAAACGCCCAGGGAAGCCGCUUCAAACGCCUGAGGAUUCUAGAACGUUGUUGGUCAUCAUGGUUUGUCCGCUUUUGCAUCCUUCUAGUGCAGGGGAAUUGGCCUCGUCGAGGUCAAGAGCAAUGCGGAUGAGGACUUGGACACGAACACGGAAUAAACCACAAUCUAAGUCGACAUCUGCGAGCGGUGGGGGUCCUGGCCAGCAUUCUAGUAUUAUCAAGAGAGUACUGGGCCUUAUAUCCAACCUUCCGAAUGAAUCGCAUCAUUUCCUGGUAUCGUGGUUUUCACGACUUCAGGAACCGGACUUUAGAAAAUUGGUGGAUUUCUCAGGGAGUUUUAUUACUUAUAGGCUUACGAAGCAGUUUGGGAAGCAUAUGACGCAAGAAGCGACGCAAAGAGUUAGAGGGGUUGUGUAUGCGGAUGAUUGGCAAAUCAAAGCUGCUUCGAAAGUUUUAUCUCUGCUUGCGGCUGCGAAUACCUCGGCGGCACUGAAGAAGCGGGAGGCGGACGGUCAUCUGGAAAAUUGGUUUAAUGCGAAUGCUGAGGUCUUAGCAGUUGAUUCUAUCGGAGAAGGUCAUCUUGCUCGGCAGCAGGCUUUGGUCCGAGGUCAUAUCAUCCCCACCAGCGACUUUUACAACAGUAUGCUUGAUUAUGCGGAUUUGAUUGCGGAUUACGAUCAAUGGGAAGCUAAAUCCGGAAAAUUCAGUUUCUGCCAGUAUCCGUUCCUUCUGUCGAUGGGGUCUAAGAUCCAGAUUUUGGAGUAUGAUGCCAAGCGACAGAUGGAGGUUAAGGCACGCGAAGCGUUUUUCAAUAGUAUUGGAUUACGUAGGACGUUUAACCAAUACCUUUUGUUACGGGUUCGACGGGACUGUCUUGUCGAGGAUAGCUUGAAGAGGAUUAGCGAGAGUGUCGGUGGAGCUGGUGGGGAUAUUAAGAAGGGGUUGAAGAUUGAGUUUGAAGGAGAGGAUGGAAUUGAUAUUGGGGGACUGAGGAAGGAGUGGUUUUUAUUGUUGAUCAGGGAUAUCUUUGAUCCGAGGCAUGGGAUGUUUGUCUAUGAUGAAGAUUCGAGAUAUUGUUAUUUUAACCCUCAUACCUUCGAGGCUACGGAACAGUAUUUCCUUGUCGGGGUUUUACUUGGAAUGGCGAUUUACAACUCUACGAUUCUGGACGUGGCGCUGCCACCUGUUGUGUUUAAGAAGCUGCUGAGUCCGAGUUCGACUGUUAGCACGCCUAGCAAAUUUUCGACGCCAUCGCCGACUGCACGACUACCGUUCACUUCGACGCUUGAGGACCUUGCCUUGUUUCGCCCCGCGCUGGCGAACGGGUUACGGCAAUUGCUGGAAUUUGAGGGAGAUGUGGAGUCUACGUUUUGUCGAGACUUUGUGGUUGAAGUUGAUCGGUACGGGCAGAACAUGCAGGUUCCGUUGGUGCCUGGCGGGGAGAACAAACCGGUUACGAACGAAAAUAAAAGAGAAUUCGUGGAUCUAUAUGCGCAAUACCUUCUUGAUACAUCGGUGGCGCGACAAUUUGAACCGUUUAAGAGAGGGUUCUGGACGGUAUGUGGGGGGAAUGCGUUAACUCUUUUCCAACCGGAUGAAAUUGAACUUCUUGUCCGCGGGUCUGAUGAGCCCUUGGAUGUGACUGCCCUUCGUGCGGUGGCGACGUAUGAGAAUUGGUCUACGUCUUCACCGCAUGAAGUUAACCUUGUCAGAUGGUUCUGGGAGACGUUCGAAAGUGCUACACCGACGAUGCAGAGGCAAUUGCUAGGGUUUAUUACUGGGAGUGAUAGGAUUCCUGCAAUGGGGAUUGCGAAUAUGGUGUUGAAGCUUGUGUACGGUGGACCGGCGAGUGUUCAUGGGAGGAAGAAAGGGGUGGAAAGGUAUCCUAUUGCCAGGACAUGUUUUAAUAGUAUUACGCUUUGGGGGUGGGGGGAUAAAGAGACGUUGGAGAGGGUUUUGUGGAGGGCUGUGAGGGAGAGUGAGGGGUUCGGGUUGAAGUGA
Messenger RNA from Orbilia oligospora ATCC 24927, 3321 nucleotides. RefSeq lists its product as uncharacterized. The transcript is spliced from 4 exons. The record is from RefSeq and is a predicted model, not a curated record. NCBI's taxonomy places the organism in Eukaryota, Fungi, Ascomycota, Orbiliomycetes, Orbiliales, Orbiliaceae. Bases 1 to 3321 code for a protein of 1106 amino acids. Gene Ontology annotation, molecular function: ubiquitin-protein transferase activity.